UUUGAUAUUUGAUGCUAAUCUCGAUAACUGAGAGAAGAGAGGAACCUGAUGCUGGAAGAGCAGCGAGAGAAGCAUCAAUAGAACGAACGAUUCCAACUUCUCUGCAAAAUUUCAGAGAGUUUUUCGUAGUUCUUUUGUUGCCUUCUUCUUGCUUUCCCCUCUCUUUUUCAAUGGGUAAUUGCCUCGAAAAAACUCACUCUAAGGUCGAUAACUCUCUCAACUCCCUUCCUAAUUCAGAAGAACCAAAAAAUCAUGAUAGGAAAGGUCAUUCAUCUGCUUCUUUGAGAGCUCCAUCACUUGGUGGGAAUACGCCAUCUAGAGGUCUUCAAGUUCAUAGAUCUGAAGGUGAAAUAUUGUUGUCUCCAAAUCUGAAAGCCUUCACAUACAGUGAGCUUAAGAAUGCUACUAAAAACUUCCGCCCUGACAGUCUAAUUGGAGAAGGAGGUUUUGGUCAUGUUUACAAAGGAUGGAUUGAUGAACAUACACUUGAAGCUGUGAGGCCUGGAGCUGGAAUGGUUGUUGCGGUGAAGAAGCUUAAACCUGAAGGUUUUCAAGGACACAAGGAAUGGCUGUCUGAAGUAAAUUACCUUGGUCAGCUUCAUCAUCCUAAUCUGGUUAAACUAAUUGGAUUCUGCCUUGAUGGGGAUAGCCGACUUUUGGUCUAUGAGUAUAUGUCCAAAGGCAGCCUUGAAAAUCAUCUAUUUAGAAGGGGUGCUCGACCACUUUCUUGGGCAAUAAGGAUCAAAGUUGCUAUAGGUGCUGCUCGAGGGCUUACCUUUCUGCAUGACUCUGAAGAACCAGUUAUCUAUCGGGAUUUUAAGGCAUCAAACAUCCUUCUAGAUUCUGAAUUCAAUGCAAAACUUUCAGAUUUUGGUUUGGCAAAAGCAGGCCCAACUGGUGAUCGAACUCAUGUGUCCACUCAAGUUAUGGGUACUCAAGGCUAUGCUGCUCCAGAAUAUAUUGCCACUGGUAGGUUAACAGCUAAGUGUGAUGUUUAUAGCUUUGGGGUUGUGCUGCUGGAGCUCCUCUCAGGACGCCGUGCUGUUGAUAAAACUAAAGUCGGCGUCGAACAGAAUCUUGUGGAAUGGGCAAGACCUUACUUGGCUGAUAAGCGCAAGUUAUUUCGGAUAAUGGACAUUAAGUUAGAGGGUCAAUACCCUCAAAAAGCUGCUUACAUGACUACAGUCCUUGCAUUGCAGUGCAUUCGAGAGGCAAAAUUCCGACCACAGAUGUCUGAGGUUUUAUAUGCUCUUGAACAGCUCCCUCUGGUUAAGCAUGUCCAUAACCAAAGAGCAAACAGUCCAGGGCCGAAGUCCCCGCUAAGACAUAAGUACCCUUCACCUGUAAAUUCGACUACACCAAAAGCAAGCUCUCCAUUACCAUCCAAAUGAUAACCAUAGGGACCUUUGAGAAGGGAGGGAUCAUCUUUUUAGCAAUGACCCAAGUAAAUAUAUAUUUUUGACUUAGGCACGGUUGGUUGGUAGACUGUAGCGGUCAGAAAAAUCUCAUUCCCCCUUUCGUCUUUGACUAUACAUUGAACAAGGAAAAGAGUCCAAUGUUUUGACUGAAGAGGAUGAUGAUGAUGAUGAUAUAUAUAUAGUCAUCAGCCUGAUCAAUUGUUUCUAAUCUGCCAAUGAAGCUGAGUUUGAAAUUGUUGGUUUUGAUUCUUGUAAGCAACAACAGCACAACAGUCACAAUUUGUUGGGUUUUUAUAAAGAUGAAGUGGCGCUGAGUUUGUUUGGGGGGAAUCUUGGGCAGCUGCCAUAAUAAAUUUUGUAGAGAGAAUAUUUCACCUUUACAUAGAAGGGAUGGAAAUAAUGAGUAGCAUCAGUGAUUAAAGAGAGUUGGUUUAGUUGGCAUUUUACCAUGAGGGAUUGGUGUUCAGAAUUUGAGAUUUGAUAAUCAAACCUUAAAAUAUCAUGGAAGGUUUCUAUUGGCUCAUAA
Messenger RNA from Benincasa hispida (wax gourd), 1944 nucleotides. RefSeq names its product putative serine/threonine-protein kinase PBL3. NCBI's taxonomy places the organism in Eukaryota, Viridiplantae, Streptophyta, Magnoliopsida, Cucurbitales, Cucurbitaceae. Gene Ontology annotation, biological process: protein phosphorylation. Gene Ontology annotation, molecular function: protein kinase activity; ATP binding. The record is from RefSeq and is a predicted model, not a curated record.